Contarinia nasturtii (swede midge) is the source of this 2157-nucleotide messenger RNA. RefSeq names its product perlucin-like. Gene Ontology annotation, cellular component: external side of plasma membrane. Gene Ontology annotation, molecular function: carbohydrate binding. The record is from RefSeq and is a predicted model, not a curated record. Gene Ontology annotation, biological process: biological process involved in interspecies interaction between organisms. Lineage: Eukaryota; Metazoa; Arthropoda; Insecta; Diptera; Cecidomyiidae. The coding region runs from base 1339 to 1806 and encodes 155 amino acids. The transcript has 6 exons.
UUAUUAGUAAGCAGUGAGUUAUCAACUCUUCUCGAUAAUAAUUAUUAACUUAAAUUGUUCAAAUUGGACGUUUUCUUGAAACGUCAAUCAUUUUGCUGAAAACAUGUUGGGCCGAAAUGUUUUUAUACUAUUUUUCAUUGGAGUCGUAUUUUGUGGGCUCAUUACUGAUGUGAUCGCCGUUGGUGGUACUGGUCUAGUCAAAAAAGGAUUGAAAACUGUACGCAAAGCUAUUAAUCCAACAGACAAGGAGCUUGAAGACAAGAUGUAUGAAUUGGAAGGAAGAGGCGGCAGUUUUAGUACCUGGCGUGCAAAUAGAAUUCAGGACAAACUCGAUAAACGUGAGAGCAAAGCGAUAGACAAUCGUUAUUGGCAGGCUCGAGUUAAUUACAAUCGAUCAUGAAUACGCGAAUAUAAUAAUAAAUGACAACAGACCAAAUCUCUAAAAAUCAAAUUGGUCAAAUAAAGAUGAUGGAAGAUGAGAAAUUAAAUGAUUUGAAUUAUGGUUUGAGAGUAAUUUUACCUCCGGCGGUGGUAAUCGAGUCAAUUUUAUUAAUUAGGCCCAUUCUGAUGAACCAUACCAUGAAGAAUGGGCAGUGCAUGGAAUGAAAUGCUCAAAAAUUAAGUGAUGCUAAUUGUGGUGCACAGGGGGUAUGCACGGAUAACCCCCUAAAUUCUUCGUACAAAUUUCUUUCAAUUCAGGGUUUUUCAUUGGCUCCCUUAAGUUUUGAACAUGCCCAUGAAUGGUGCUAAGUAUCAUUUUAUUUCCAAACGAAAUGAUUUCAAAGCCUUGAUUUUCCACAAAAAAAAACUGAAUAAAUAAAUAAUUCAAAUAAAGACUGAAGGAACCAGCAAUUCAAUACAAAUUUCAAUACAAUCUAAACGUCUUCAACCUUUUUUUUAUCGCUGUUCAAAUGACCCUGACUAAGAUAUUUCGAGAACUUCGAUCGAUUCCAUCGAAAUGAAUGCGAUUAAAUGUUGAUUUGGUUCCUCUUUCUUAAAAAAUGACCCAUUUAAUAUUGUGAAUGGUAAAGAUACGUUCACAUUUGCCACUGCGGCAAUAUGAAAGUCAGAAUGCUUUCAAGCAGCACAACAUCUGAUCAUCCGAUGCUAUUAUUUAUUCAAUAAGAGAAAGGUAGAAUAUAAAUAGAUGUCUGUCCCCUCUCAUUCUAUGUCUUUGAAUGUUUCUAUAUAAACUGCCGAUUGUAUCACAUAAAAUUCAGUUAUUGAACUUAAGCCCGAUAUUAUCAAACUUGAACUUUAAAUUCAAAAAUUUCGCAAACCAACUUUUUUCCACUCACCAUUUGUGAAUUAGUAAAUUUUGAAACCAAUUAAUUGAAAAUGAAGCUAAGCAUUAUUUCAUGCAUUUUGCUGUUCACCUUAUUAACACCAAUUUGGGGUCGCGUCCGGGAACAAAAAAUUAUAAAAAAAUAUCAUCUUAUAACUCUGGCAGAGGUAAAUUUCUACAAAGCCGUUGGAUUUUGCCGUAGCAUUGGUAUGCAUUUGGUUAGCAUUUCAUCAGAAGAAGAAAGCGAACGACUUACACAGCAAAUUAAAAUCGAAGGUCUUGAAGCGAACGAUUUUUGGACAUCGGGAUCAAAAUUGGCCGGCAAUGGCACAUGGGAGUGGGUGGGCAUUGGUAAACCAGUCAUAUUUACUAAUUGGUCAACAGGCGAACCAUCCAAUCCCGAUGAACAAUGCAUAAUCAUUAAGGGCAAUAGCGGUGAUCCAAAUGAGGCUCAAAAAUGGAAUGAUGCUAGUUGCGAUCAAAAAUCACAUUUUAUUUGCGAAAAGUAUGAAAGAAAGUGAAUAUUGUGAAUAUUUGUCGAAUUCAAUGAACUUAAAAUAUGAUAGAAUACAAUUUUUUGAUAUGCAAAUUCAAACUCUUCAUUGAAAUGUUUUAUCUACUGGAGUUUGAGUUUCGUUAAUUGAUAAGUUGAUAGAACAAAGCUAUAGAAAACGGUAGAUUUCAUUUUUUGCACAGUUUGUUGACUGUCUUAAGAUUUAUGGAGACAGUUUGAGUGUAAGAAAACCGGUUAACAGCAAAAAAUACACCGAAUAAAUAAUAUACGUUCGACGAACUAUCGCUAUGACUGAUUUAUAAAAUUUUAUUGAAACAUUUCACAAACAAACACACUCAAAAAAAACAUUGAAUUGAAA